Messenger RNA from Lodderomyces parapsilosis, 765 nucleotides. RefSeq names its product tRNA (carboxymethyluridine(34)-5-O)-methyltransferase (gene TRM9). Bases 1 to 765 code for a protein of 254 amino acids. Gene Ontology annotation, molecular function: tRNA binding; S-adenosylmethionine-dependent methyltransferase activity. Lineage: Eukaryota; Fungi; Ascomycota; Pichiomycetes; Serinales; Debaryomycetaceae. Gene Ontology annotation, cellular component: nucleus; cytoplasm. The record is from RefSeq and is a predicted model, not a curated record. The transcript has a single exon. Gene Ontology annotation, biological process: tRNA wobble uridine modification.
AUGUCUGCCACCCCCUCCCUACCUAUAACUCAGAGGAUCGAGCCCUCGGAACAAGAAGAAACUUAUGUUCAUGACGUCUAUAACGAAAUAGCGUCUCACUUUUCCAAAACUAGGUACAAGCCAUGGCCUAUAGUUGAAAAAUUUUUACAAGAUAGGCCAAAGCAUUCAAUUGGAUUGGAUGUGGGUUGUGGAAAUGGGAAAUAUUUAAAAGUAAACGAAGAUCUAUAUAUAAUAGGCUCUGAUAGAUCGGAGGGGCUCGUCAACUGUGCACAGGAAGUAUCAAACAAUCAAUAUAAUUUGGCCAUCGCAGAUGGCCUUUCGCUUCCCCAUCCCAAUGAUAAGUUUGAUUUUGCCAUUUCCAUUGCAGUGGUACAUCAUUUUGCUACUGAGGAAAGAAGAAUUCAAGCAAUUCUGCAUAUCUUGUCCAAAUUAAAGAAGGGGGCGCAAUGUCUAAUCUACUGUUGGGCGCUAGAGCAAGAAAAUUCUCGUCGUGGUUAUAAAGAAGGUGACGACCAGGACGUAUUAAUUCCAUGGGUUCUCAAUAAUGCCACAAGAAAGACAAAGAGGCACAACGUCGCUGACAAUAUUAACCUCACUGGUGGCAACGUUGAUGAAAGUCCACAAGUAAAUGAAACCAAGUAUAGAUACUAUCAUUUGUACAAACGGGGAGAAUUGCCUGAAAAUUCCCUUGCGACUGGGUUGUGUACUAUUGUAAGUGAAGGAUAUGAGAAGGAUAACUGGUGGGUAAUAUUGCAAAGAAUAUAA